AUGUCCUUAUCAAAGACCCCACCACAGACAGUGACCGAACUCCUUACCCGAGCUGAAAAAUACAUUAAUAUGGAGGAAAUGUUGAAUCCAAGGAGAUCUGGUCCUUUCCAUGAAAAGGCCGAGAACAAGAAGCAAUAUGAUCCUGUUUCCCAACCAGAGCAUCCUCGAGAAAAGCGCAAGAAUGAAGGGCCAUCAGGGCCUUUCACUCGGUUGAACACCUCCAAGGCAAAUAUCUUAAUGGAGAUCAAAGAUACGAAAGAGUUAAAGUGGCCUUCAAGAAUGAAGUCACCCCCUGACACAAGAGAUAGGAGCAAGUAUUGUGAAUUUCAUCGAGAUCAUGGGCAUAUCACAGAGGAUUAUCAAGCAUUGCAGUGGGAAAUUGAAACCCUCAUUAAAAGAGGGCUCUUAAAGAAUUAUAUUGGUUAUGAUAAACGCCCGAGGAAUGAUCGUGACAAUCGGAAAGAGCCUGGAGCCGGAAGCAGUGUUCAACCCAUUGUCGAGACCAUUAAUAUUGUCAUUGGAGGCAUAGCAUCUGGAGGAGAUACAAGUAGUGGGAUAAAACAAUAUGCCCGCCAACAUGCUCAUACCUCAAGGGAAUCCUGUGAUAAACUGGAAGACAUUACCUAUGGGACAAGAGAUUUGGAAGGAAUGAUUCUAAUUGAUAAUGGAAGUGCAGCAAACAUACUAUCACAGGAGGCUUUUGCUAAAACGAGGAUCUCUCCCAAACAGCUCAAAGCAGUAAAAGCUCCUCUACAGGGAUUUGGUGGUGGAGUAAUUAUCCCGUAG
Olea europaea var. sylvestris is the source of this 786-nucleotide messenger RNA. RefSeq lists its product as uncharacterized. The record is from RefSeq and is a predicted model, not a curated record. The coding region runs from base 1 to 786 and encodes 261 amino acids. NCBI's taxonomy places the organism in Eukaryota, Viridiplantae, Streptophyta, Magnoliopsida, Lamiales, Oleaceae. The transcript has 2 exons.